AUGUGUGUAUGUGCGCGUCCGGGCAAACUCCUACCCUACGGAUUGGGAUGCAAUCAAGAACUUUUUAGUCCUUUGGAUAAGCCAAACAAUAAAAUGAUGAUUCAUUCAGGAUUGACGCUGUUGGGAGUAGCAUUUGAAAUCGGAGCAGACGCCAUUGGGAAACACGAAUCACUUUAG
Molecule: messenger RNA, 177 nt
Organism: Pediculus humanus corporis (human body louse)
Lineage: Eukaryota; Metazoa; Arthropoda; Insecta; Psocodea; Pediculidae
Exons: 2
Coding region: 1-177 (58 amino acids)
Source: RefSeq, a predicted model, not a curated record